CAUGACAGGUGUGUGUGGCACAGUGCAUGCAAAUCGUAAACAUAUGCCCAGGUUUGACGCUGGCACUCGUAGAGGUGAGGUGCAGGCAUUUGCUGCCAAUGACAUCAUGGCAUUUUGGUGGCAUGACAAACGAGAUGUCACACUGUUGUCAUCAGUUCACCCUAACGAAAUGACACACUGGCAGGCAGCAUAGAGACAGCAAUGAACCCAUUCUAAAACCUGCAGCUGUUAUUGAUUACACCCUCAAUAUGUGCUCAGUGGACAAAUGUGACAUUCAGAUUGGGUUUGCUGAUUGUGUUUGCAAGAGUUAUAAGUGGUACAUAAAACUCUUUUUUCCAUCUUCUGGACAUUUCCUUGCUCAAUGCUUAUAAUAUGUAUAAGAUGAGGACCAGAAACAAACCACCAUAUGGUGAAUUCUGUUUGUCUGUCAUCAGACAAAUAGUAUUCAAAUACCAAGGAACAACACCUGCAAUAGACCGCCCACUAAAUUUUCAACAACUACCUUCUCGCCUGAAGCGUGUUGAUCACUUCCUAGUAAAACUGCCUGCUACUUCUUUCAAGAAAAAGGCUCAGAAGAGGUGUUACGUCUGUGCACAUACAAAAAAACGCCUACAACAACGCAGAGGCACUCGUUUUGUGUGUGAGGAGUGUAAAACACCACUGUGCAUGACACCAUGUUUCAAAGACUUCCACAGGCUGCAGAACUUCUAGAAACAUUCCCUGUGACUGUAUAUGUGUAUAUAAAAUAUAGAAAAAUAGUAAUAAACAACAUUUCAUAUCGUUUGUGUAAAUAUUUUUUGUAAACAAAACAGUGAUAAGUGUUUAUGCAGUUAUUGUGUAGUAAAUAAAGAGAAAAACCUUACAAAAUAGUACUCAUAUUGGUCUCACAGGCCAUGAAAGUUACAUGGAAAAAAAAAAUUAAAAAAAACAGAAAAUAGUACCUAAAAAACUAAAGUAAUACCGUGUGAUGGCAGUCGGCGAUGUUACCAUAUACCAGGGAAUUUUCUGUCAACUUCACGCCUCCAUAUCUCGAUAAAAAUGGCUGAAUUUAGGACACCCAUAAGCAAGAAGAUCAUAAGUCUACAGAACAACCCUGACACUGGUACUCCAAGGAUCCUCAUACCACCAUCACCAUAUAUGAAGCAAUUGGGAUAUGGAACAGGUGUUAAUGUUUACCUUAUGGAACGUUUUUCUCCAGUGCAAGGUUGCUACAAAUCCCCAUGGGCUGUCAAGAAACCAAACAGGAGGGUGAAAGACGAAGAUGAGAAAUAUGUUAAGAGAUUAAAUUAUGAAGCGGAUAUUCUGAAGUCACUGAAACACCAAAAUAUAAUUGGUUAUCGCUCCUAUUCUUACCAGAAGGAUGGUACUCAGUGUCUAGUCAUGGAGAGUGGGGAAAAGUCCCUGGCUGAUAUCAUUGAGAGCAGACAGGUUGAUGAACUUGGACCACUUCCAUCUUCACAAAUUUUGAAAGUGGCUUGGGAUGUUUGUUCAGCACUGGUGUACCUUCAUGAAGAAAAGCACUUGCUGCAUGGUGACCUUAAGAGUCCUAACAUCCUCAUCAAAGGCAACUUUGAGAUAGCCAAACUCUGUGACUUUGGAGUAACAUUAAAACUUGAUGACAAGGGUAUGGUGAGUACUGAAGAUUACUCUGGGGGUACAGUGUGUUGGUCAGCUCCUGAAGCCUUGCUUGGUGACACCAUGACAGACAAGACUGAUAUGUUCUCUUUUGGUCUUGUUCUCUGGGAGAUGUUGUCCCUUAAUCCUCCUCACUUGGAUAAAAUUUCACACAGCUCCACUUUAACUGAUGAUUUGACUACUAUCAAGGAUGAUGAGAGUGAAGAAGAGUUGUAUCAAGAGUUUUAUAAAGCCGUAGGGACACGACCAUCUCUACCUAACGUCAAGCUGAGUAGUGACUACAUACCAGUUUUGGAGUUGUUUUAUUCUUGUACUGAAGCUGAACCAGCAAGGAGACCAUCAGCCAAGCAAGUGUUGCAUGUAUUAGAGUGCCUAAAAGACAAAGAUGAAGGCAACAAUGAGAACCUCUAAAAUAUUAUUCUUAAAAAUGUUGAGAAAAAGUUGACUGUUAAAACAUUAAUACUUUUAUAAUAAAGAGUAAAGUGAUCUCUAAGUAAUUAAUUUUGAGAAUAUAUAAGGUUUACCUAUAGAUGUAUUUUGUUUCUUUUUAGCUAUGCCAGAAUCCAAGUAAAACUAACAAAUUUUGUUUUUGUGAAAUUUUUGCGCCAUUGUUUCUUACAUUUUGAAGUUUUGUGUAUGGUACUUUAAGUUAUUAAUAAAUAUGUAUUCAGUAA
This is a messenger RNA of Cherax quadricarinatus, 2309 nucleotides long. The record is from RefSeq and is a predicted model, not a curated record. NCBI's taxonomy places the organism in Eukaryota, Metazoa, Arthropoda, Malacostraca, Decapoda, Parastacidae.